CUCAGAGGAGACAGCAAGGCCACCAGCUAGGGGAGCCCUUGAAGGUGUCUGCCUUUGAUGGAUGCAGAGCAGAGACCCGGCACUGCACCGCGAUUCUUCCAAGGUCACAGUUGGAGCCUGAUCCGAGUCCUGGGCGGCCUGACUCCAGCGGGCCAGGGUUUGUCAGGAGCCUGCUUGAGCCCAGGCAAGAGGUGUUCGGAGCAGCCGGGAUCGCGGAGCUGGAUGAGGCCCUCCACCGCUCCCUGCCCUCCAGUCACCUUCCCACGAUCCUUCCCGGGAGGGGCGUCCCGGGAGGGGCGGGCGGUUACCUCAUCCGUGUCUCCGGGAGGCCCCGCUGGCUCGCUGGCUCGCGCCGCCAGUCGCGGCUGGGGCGGUGACUCCCGGCGCUGGUGCGAGAGGACAGAGGGGCCGAGGCGCCGAGAGGCAGCACCGCUGCCGGACCCGUGCCGCGAGGGGGUCGGACCUCCGGGCCCCCCGCUGCCCGGCGGCGCCGCGGUUGGCGCUGCGGGCGGAGGCGGUGUCUGCGCGCGGCGCGCCGGGUCUGUUCGCUCCGGAGCUUUGGCACCCGCCCGAGCUGCUAGUGCGUCCGCCGCGGUCUGCCCGCUCGGCUGUCUGCCCUCCUGCUGCCAGCCCUGCGCUCGGGCCCGGCCUCUCCUGUCCUCGGGUGCUCAGCGAGGCGACGAGGAGCGCGGCGGGGCCGGGGCGCACCGGACAGGGCGCGCGGGGCGCACGGCUGGGCGCGCACGGCGCGGCGCCGGCCCAUGA
Molecule: messenger RNA, 765 nt
Organism: Sciurus carolinensis (gray squirrel)
Lineage: Eukaryota; Metazoa; Chordata; Mammalia; Rodentia; Sciuridae
Product: translation initiation factor IF-2-like
Exons: 2
Coding region: 58-765 (235 amino acids)
Source: RefSeq, a predicted model, not a curated record